This is a messenger RNA of Amorphotheca resinae ATCC 22711, 4143 nucleotides long. RefSeq lists its product as hypothetical. The transcript is spliced from 4 exons. Lineage: Eukaryota; Fungi; Ascomycota; Leotiomycetes; Helotiales; Amorphothecaceae. Bases 1 to 4143 code for a protein of 1380 amino acids. Gene Ontology annotation, molecular function: protein binding; RNA binding; ATP binding. Gene Ontology annotation, cellular component: intracellular anatomical structure. The record is from RefSeq and is a predicted model, not a curated record.
AUGGUCAAAAAGGGGCAGUCAAAAGGGGCAAAGCCUGGCGGAGGUCAGGGAGCGAGCAAAUCUUCCUCUACCACACCCGCGGCUGACGACAGUUUCAUUGUCUUCUCCAACUCUGACAAGGAUCCCAAGCCAAAAAGAUCAGCCCAAUCCUCUGCCGCGGGGUCGUCUGGUAAGGAUGGCCCUGCGCUUCUGGACGAAGCACCCAAGAAACCCGAUGUCAAGAAAUUGAUUGGGGGCGCGUCUUGGACAGGCAAAUUGCCUGUAAACCUGCUUUCUGAACAUUGCCAGAAGCAGAAAUGGGAGAAACCAGAAUAUACAAUGUCUAAAACCCCGGAAGGGUACUCCUCGAUGGUAAUCCUCAAAGCCAAGAACCCAAAGACCCAAGAGCUUACAACUCUCCCUCCCUUCAAACUUCCCCCGUCCCAUAAACAUCUCGCGGCGAAACCUACAGCUCUCGAAGCUAGACAUUUCGCUGCUACGUACGCGCUGUUCCGGGUUUGCAGUAUGCGAAAUAUACACAUGAUGCUUCCUCCCGAUUAUCGAAAUUUAUGGAAAGGAGAUUUUGAGGCUUUGAAGAAAGAAGAUGUGAAAGAAGGGAGGGGAUGGAUGUAUGAAGCAGACCCCUUUGCGGCUCUUCGGGAGCGGGAGGAAGCGAAAGCUGUGAUGGAAAAGAAGCGAAAGGAGCGAGAGCAGGAGAAGGCGAAGGCAGCAAAUACACCUGGAGCACCUGGCGCAGCUGGGUUAGCUCUGAGGAAUAGCGGUCCAGGUGGUGCUGGUUCUGGGGCCCAUAAUAUCCACAGGGGUUGGACACGGGUACCAAAAAUUGAAAUGGGUAAACGGACACGUUCUGCUGUCGAGGCUCUAAUACGGAAACACGCUAUUUGGAAUCCUCAUGAUGUUAAGAUGUCAGAAUUUCAAAGACAUUCCAUUAUCAAUGAGUUCAAAAAUCUCGAAUUCCGGCAGAGUCAUAUUGAGGAAGCCGUGGAGAUUUGUAAGGAUCGAGAAGAGACUUUGGAAUGGCUUCUUAUCCAUGUGCCUGAAGAUGAUCUUCCCAGAUGGGCUUUGCCUGAGGGAUAUGUAGCUGGCAUCAGCAUGGCGAGCAACGAUCUCAAGAGAGAAGGCGCGAUCAAACGACUAGCUGAAGCAGGCUACUCUCAGGAUCUUUGCAAGCAAGUGUACGAUGUCAGUAAUGAUGAGGGGAAAGCUGCAGAGGCUUUGCAGCACAUUCUGAUAUCUAGUGGACAAGAUCAACCUCCUCCUGAACCCGAAGAGUCUUGGGCAUCUGAAGACUCGAAAGAAGUUUCAGAAAGCAUAUGGGAAGAAGAACAAGCAAGCCUUCAUGCUGUAUUCGGGGAGAAUUAUUCCCGCCCUUCGAAAGAUAUUUGCAGAAUUGCCUUUAAGCCAUCAAACCGCGGAAGGAAUGCCCCGGUUGAGCCAAUUAUCCAAUUCAGACGGACUCCAGAGUACCCCCAGAAGGUGCCAGUCAUCUCGGUUCAUGCCACAAUUCCGGCUUAUAUACGUCUUAGCAUCCUGAAGAGAUGCAUCUCCCACGCAAUGGAAAAUUACCUUGGUGAGCAGAUGCUAUUUUUCCUCAUCGACUGGGCGGAACAGAAUUUCUACAGUAUUCUCGAAAAACCUGGGAAGCUACGAGAUGUAUCAGCGGCUGCAUCCACGGUUAGUGAGGUGCAACCGAUCCGACGAAAGAAACAACAUAUCCCCAGACAUCCCAGACCGAUUACAUGGACACCCAAUCAAAAGAGUAAAGAUGAUUGGAUAAGGCGACAAGUCGAUCCAAAAUUACAGUCUCAGAUUCAAGCAAGGAGGACACUGCCGGCUUGGGAGAUGAAAGAGACCAUAGUUGAUGUGGUGAACUCGCAUCAAGUCACGAUCAUCUCUGGUGAGACCGGUUCAGGUAAAUCCACCCAGUCAGCCCAGUUCAUACUCGACGAUAUGUACCAGAGGGCUUUAGGUGAAUGUGCAAAGAUCAUUUGUACACAACCUCGAAGGAUUUCGGCUCUUGGGUUAGCGGACCGAGUGAGCGAUGAACGUUGUUCUGCGGUAGGUCAAGAAGUUGGUUACAUCAUCAGAGGAGAAUCGAAAACAUCGCAUAACACUAAAAUCACAUUCGUUACUACCGGUGUGUUGCUCCGAAGACUGCAAACUUCUGGAGGUAGUAGUGACGAUGUUGUCGCUUCUCUCGCGGAUAUCAGCCACGUGAUAAUUGAUGAAGUUCACGAGAGAAGUCUUGACACGGAUUUCUUGCUAGUGCUUCUAAGAGACGUGUUGAAGAAGAGAAAAGAUCUCAAGCUCAUUCUAAUGAGUGCCACUCUCGAUGCUGGGGUCUUCGAAGAUUAUUUCAAAUCAGAAGGCAAGGUUGGCAGAGUUGAGAUCAGCGGCCGGACAUAUCCUGUCGAAGAUUAUUAUCUCGACGAUGUCAUUCGAAUGACGGGUUUUAAUGCUGGCCGUGGUGGAAAACCACAGGACGACGAUGCGGACACGGCUGGAAUGGACUCUGAUGUAAAGGCGGCGAUCCAGAGCCUCGGAAUGCGAAUCAACUACGAUUUGAUAGCUCAAACCGUGAAAGAGAUCGAUGCAGAACUUACCCAUCUGAAGCAAGAUGGUGGUAUACUUAUUUUCUUACCCGGCGUGAUGGAAAUAAGCAGAGCACUCGAUCAUCUCCGAUCGAUACCCAACCUUCAUGCUCUACCCCUUCAUGCCUCGCUACAAUCUUCCGAGCAACGCCGCGUAUUCCCUCAUGCACCAUAUGGGAAGCGAAAAGUAGUGGUUGCAACUAACGUUGCGGAAACGUCCAUUACUAUUGAUGAUAUAGUAGCAGUGAUUGACACUGGCCGCGUCAAGGAAACAUCCUACGACCCUCAAAAUAACAUGCGAAAAUUGGAAGAAGUCUGGGCAUCUCGCGCGGCAUGUAAACAGCGACGAGGGAGAGCCGGUCGAGUGCAGGCUGGAAAAUGCUACAAACUGUACACGCGAAAUGCUGAGAUGACAAAAAUGGCAGAGCGGCCAGAGCCGGAAAUCAGACGUGUACCGCUUGAACAGCUCUGCUUGUCAGUUCGUGCAAUGGGUAUCAAGGACGUCGGUGCUUUUCUGGCAAGCGCUCUGACACCGCCAGAGAGCAUGGCGGUAGAUGGGGCUAUGGAUUUGCUUGGCCGGAUGGGAGCACUCGACGGUGAUGACCUUACUGCCCUCGGUCAACACUUGAGUAUGAUCCCGGCCGAUCUACGGUGUGGCAAGUUGAUGGUCUACGGAGCUAUGUUUGGGUGUCUGGAUUCCUGCGUUAGCAUUGCUGCUAUACUAACGAUCAAGAGUCCUUUUGUCAGCCCGCAGGAAAAGCGAGAGGAGGCAAAGGCUGCGAGAGCGAAGUUUGCUGGAAACCAGGGAGAUUUGAUCGGUGAUUUGAAAGCGUUUCAGCAAUGGGAUGAGAUGAUGGAGAACCGAAGCAUUCGACAAGGAGAAGUACGAAACUGGUGUUCCGAAAACUUCCUCUCCUACCAAACCCUCUCCGAUAUUUCCUCCACCCGCGUCCAAUAUAUCUCUUCCCUUCGCGAGCUCUCCUUCAUCUCAUCUUCAGCACCACCUCCCUCUAACCGAAACGCAAAUACUUCCCUGUUGCGAUCCCUAAUUGCCUCCGCUUUCAACCCCCAAAUCGCACGAAUCGACUUCCCCGAUAAGAAGUUCGCCGCCUCCAUUUCUGGUGCCGUAGAGCUUGACCCCGAAGCCAAAACAAUCAAGUACUUCAACCAAGAGAACGGGCGCGUCUUCGUCCACCCCUCUUCCACCGUCUUCGAUGCCCAGACCUUCCCUGGUAACUCCGUAUACAUGGCAUACUUCAAUAAGAUGGCGACGAGCAAGGUUUUUAUCCGAGAUCUGACCCCGUUCAAUGCAUAUACGGCAUUGUUAUUUUGUGGGGAGAUUACGCUCGAUACCCUAGGUAGGGGUCUGGUGGUAGAUGGCUGGUUGAGGUUGAGAGGCUGGGCAAGGAUUGGGGUGUUGGUUAGUAGGUUGAGGGGGAUGUUAGAUGAGGUGCUGCAGAAGAAGAUCGAUGACCCGGGGGCAGAGAUGGGAGGUGAUGAAGUGGUUAAGCUGGUGAGCCGGUUGGUGGAGUUAGAUGGUUUGGAUCAGUAG